Molecule: messenger RNA, 1379 nt
Organism: Scaptodrosophila lebanonensis
Lineage: Eukaryota; Metazoa; Arthropoda; Insecta; Diptera; Drosophilidae
Product: farnesol dehydrogenase
Exons: 3
Coding region: 1-759 (252 amino acids)
Molecular function (GO): oxidoreductase activity
Source: RefSeq, a predicted model, not a curated record
AUGGAACGUUGGCACAACAAAGUGGCAGUGGUGAGCGGAGCCAGUGCCGGCAUUGGUGCCGCUUGUGCUCGAGCCCUAGUCGGUGCCGGGUUGGUCGUAGUGGGUCUGGCGCGUCGGCAGGAGCGCGUGGAGGAGCUGCGAGCCUCGCUUCCAGUCGCACAGCAGAAACAACUUCAUGCGGUCAAAUGUGACAUUCGGCAGGAGGCGCAGGUGCAGUCAGCCUUUGAUUGGGCGCAACGUGAAUUGGGUGGCGUAGACGUGCUGGUGAAUAAUGCGGGCAUAAUUGCCACCACCGAGCUAAGCCAGAGCCAUAACUCGGAGGCGAUACGCGACACACUCGAUACAAAUGUGAUGGGCAGUGUCUACUGCAUUCGCGAGGCCUUUCAGUCUAUGCGAAACCGCAACGCCGAGGGUCACGUGGUCAUUGUGAACAGUAUUGCUGGCCAGCAGGUGCCUAAUCUGGGACCUCAACUGCCAUCGCUCAAUAUUUAUCCAGCCACCAAGUUUGCCUUACGGGCAAUGAAUGAAAUAUAUCGUCAAGAGUUUCAACGCCAUAAGACGCGCGUUAGAGUAUCGACCAUUAGUCCAGGCAUAGUCAACACGGACAUCCUACCGCAAGAAAUUCAAGGCUUGAUAAAACAGCAUAUGCCUAUGCUUCGAAGCGAAGAUAUAGCGGACGCUCUCCUUUGGAUAAUUUCCACACCUCCUAAUGUGCAAGUUCACAAUAUUACAAUCAAACCUCAAGGCGAAAAGUUUUAGUCGAAAAUAUGAAAAACGAACUAGAAUUCUUUACUAUGAAGUAAUUACAUACUACAUAUAUGCGUUCUUAGGCUUAAUGUGCUUCAUUCACUUUUUCCUGAUAACGCAUUGUUUUAUCUCAGCUACUAAUUCGCGGGUGCAAGUUGAUGCUUUAAUCUUUUCAUUAUAUUCUUUAAUGAAUUAUUUAAUUGGAUCUAUUGCGUACGCAUGAGGCAUCUAAUACAAACAAUAUUUUAUUAUAAUUAUGUCUCUAAAUUCCAUAGAUUAUCUAAAGUACCUAAAGAACAAUACUUGGAGCGGAGCAUGCUUAAACGAAAAUCACGUUACCAGUAUUUAAAAACCCAACAGAUUUUAUUUCAAAACAUUGCAACGAUAUUAUAAAGCAUUUAUUUUAAGAGGUAUAACAAUUUAUUUAAGAUAUUCACACAAUUUUUGCUGAUUAAAAUGUGAUACCUCUUGAAAUUUAGCCAGGCUUAAAAUAACACUAUUAAGCAAAGAUUUAAAACAAUAAACCCAUAAAUUAAUUGAAGUCUUGUAACGUUCCUCUGGCACGGGUAUACAAGCCGACCAGAGUAGUUGCAAAAUUUGAUAUUUGGGCAUCCCGAAAUAAAAUAAAGUUA